UUUACGCGCAGUGGCUCAUGGGAAAAAGGUCAGGAGUCGAUGGGUGCUGAAGAUGCGUGAUCUUUAUUAAGCGGAUUAUCUUUUGUAGCGCUAGUUAAACCCGAACGUUUAAUCUGCCUGCUAUUGUAAACAGAACCGCUCGGUUCUCCCAGUUAAAACCCAGAUGGACCCAGAACCCGCCGCGGUCUGAUUGCCUGCCUGGUUACCUAACCAGCGUUGUUAUUGUUUCCACUCGGCUGCUGUCUCCGGGCCCCCACAGCUGAAGCGCCGGGCUGAGGGAUGGUUUUCCAUCGGGUUCGGGAAGAUGGAUGAGAAGUCCACCAGCAGCCACCAGCGGCUCCUGGUCUUCCUGCUCAUGGUGUUGAUUUUCGGCGUUUUUAUGAUCCAGUAUGCCUGCCCCAGCAGCUCAGAGUGCAGAAUGCUCCACCAGCUGGGGGCCUGGUUUACCCUCGGGGGUAAACGUGGUACCCAUAACGGAGAAAGUGUAUCGCAGGACGGGCUCCAGAAGGACCCCUACAUAGCGGAAGACGGCGCUCUGGCCAGAUUUGUCCCUCGAUUCAACUUCACCAAACCUGAUCUAAAUCGCGAUGUGGUCUUCAACAUCAAAGGGGAUGAUGUCAUAGUAUUUCUGCACAUUCAAAAGACGGGGGGCACAACCUUUGGCCGACACCUGGUCCGUAAUAUUCAGCUGGAGAGGCCCUGUGAGUGCCAUGCAGGUCAGAAAAAGUGCACCUGCCUCAGGCCAGGUAAGAAGGAAACCUGGCUCUUCUCUAGGUUUUCCACCGGCUGGAGCUGCGGACUUCAUGCAGACUGGACUGAACUGACCCGAUGUGUCCCGUCACGCAUGGAUUCCAGAGAGACCCAGAAAAACCAGCCCAGUAGAAACUAUUACUACAUUACAAUUUUAAGAGAUCCAGUGUCACGUUACCUGAGUGAGUGGCGUCACGUGCAACGCGGAGCCACUUGGAAGGCCUCCCUCCACGUGUGUGACGGACGCUCACCAACAGUGUCAGAGCUGCCAGGCUGUUAUUCAGGAGAUGACUGGUCAGGUUGCUCCCUGCAAGAGUUCAUGGACUGCCCCUACAACCUGGCCAGCAACCGACAGACCCGCAUGUUGGCCGACCUAAGUCUGGUGGGUUGCUACAAUGUCUCCACCAUGAGCGAGGACGAACGCUGGCCAGUGCUUCUGGACAGUGCUAAGCGCAACCUAAAGGGGAUGGCCUUCUUUGGCCUAACCGAAUACCAGCGGAAGACCCAGUACCUCUUCGAAAGAACAUUCAACUUGCAGUUCAUCGCUCCUUUCACACAGCUGAACGGGACACGUGCUUCCAGUGUUGAGGUACCCCCUGAGACGCAGGAAAGAAUUCGCCGGCUAAACCGAUGGGACGUGGAGCUGUAUGACUAUGCCCGUGACCUUUUCCUGCAGCGUUUCCAGGUGGCAAGACAGCAGGAGCACCGGCAGGCCAGGGAGCAGCGACAACUGGAGAGGAGGCGGCUCCGUGGAAGGUUCUCACAAAAACAAGGGAGGCGGUCGAAGCCGACUGAAACGGCACGUCCGACCGGUGUCGAAACUGAGGAGCAGCAGAGGGAGAUGGCAGCAGAGGACAGCGUGGAGUCAGAAGUGCUUUUCCCAGACUGGUGGGAUGUAGAUGAGAAUAGCACAAUGGAGGACUACAUAGGCAAUGUUGAGCACUGGUAGCAGCAGGCUGCCCUUAUAGGAAGUCUACCAAGAUUUGCCUUGUCAAUUUUUGCUAAUUCAGGUUAUUUUCAGUAAAUGCCUUAUUUUCUUAUUCUUUUGUGACCAUGAAUUGUUUUAAAUGUGGCUUUAAUUUAUUUAAACUGAUUGUACUUCUUUGUUACAACUGACGUUCUAAUCGGGUCCUUUCACGCAAGGAAUGAAAUCUACCUUCAGCAUGAUUUUUUUGACUUUUAAACACAUUUGAACUCUUUUUUUUUUUUUUGCUUUUUUGCCAAAAAGCACUACAUUUGUGUGAUUAACAGUCUUUGUUUGCCAAAAUGUUGUCUUGAAUAUUUUGAAAUAUACUUGUCUGUGUCUUUUAAACAGUGGAACAGGAAAACGAGUUCAUCGGUACCUCAAUAUGUGGCAUUACCUGUUAAUGUUGUAAAACAUUGGAAUUUGUCUUUUUUUAUAUAUAAACUAUGCUUUUACAUUUA
Molecule: messenger RNA, 2175 nt
Organism: Girardinichthys multiradiatus
Lineage: Eukaryota; Metazoa; Chordata; Actinopteri; Cyprinodontiformes; Goodeidae
Gene: hs6st2
Product: heparan sulfate 6-O-sulfotransferase 2
Exons: 2
Coding region: 305-1699 (464 amino acids)
Cellular component (GO): membrane
Molecular function (GO): heparan sulfate 6-sulfotransferase activity
Source: RefSeq, a predicted model, not a curated record